AAGCAAUGCCAUCGUGGGAAGUUGAACUUGAAGUUGAAGGAAGGGCAAGCGCUCUGAAGACGUUUGAGGCGCUUCCAGCUCUAAGUUUCUAUUCAGUAGAAUACUUUUGAAGAUUUACAGUUGAUAGCUCUUCAGCUUCUAGCUUUCUGAUUCAGUCUCAUUUCCGGUCCCCAAGCUGUGUCUUUGCUUACUUAGCCACCAUUGGCUACCUUCCUGCAAUGUAUCGCACUCCACUCAUUUCGUUAGCUAGAUCCCAUGUCUGCUAGUAAGGCUGAUCGCACUACUCUCAGCAAUGAUCCAGCUUGCAAGAGCCCGCAUUCUUGUACAUUUCAGAACAGCAGUGCAGGGCCUUCCGAAAUAUGGUGGUACGUAUGUGCGGUGCGUGGCUUCAGGAAAGGAGAGCAGGAGUCUGCAAGAAGGGACUGUCGACGAGAAGCGAAGAUCCAGUGCAAUUGACGACUUUGGUCAGAAGAGGAUGGGUUUCUUUGAGGCUGCGGACGUGUUGAGCAAGCCGCCAGUCAAACCAAAGCGCUUAGGGUUCGAUUUCCACCUCUGGAUGUUCAUUGUGGCCCUGGCCCCCUCAGCAAUUAUCUACGUUUCGGCGCAGCUCAUUCGGCGGGUGAUUCGGCAGAAAGAGAAGGAACUGCAAGAACAGGAGAAAGCCGAGCUGCAGGCAAAGCUGGACGCUCUGUACUCUUCGAACGGUCCGAACAAAGCCGCAAACGGUUUGAAUCUAGCUGCGGACGGUUCGAACCAGGCCGUGGACGGUCCAGAUCGAAUUUCGGACGGUUCGAAGCAAGUUGCGGACGGUUCGGAGCAGUCAAAGAGCGUCCGGAGCAGAAGUCAGCGACAUGUGGCGGAGCGCGCCGACCGCAAGCUUGAGCGCGCGCGGGCAUACCUGGACGAAAGCCAGAUUGCGGCGCUGGAAAGGUUGUCCGAAAAACGAGGGGCUUUGAGUAGUCGAGACGGAGAGAGGCAGCCAGGGGAGGCAAAGAACGAGAGAGGGGAGAAAGUUGUGCGGGUUGCUGAAAGCGGGCCGUCCUCCGAAGUCGGUCCCUCUCGGCAAGUGACGGAGAAACGAGGUCCGGAAUCCGCUGAAGAGCGCACCGGAAAGGAGGCCGGGAGUACUCAAGCGGUGCGCAAAGAAGGACUAGACGGGUCGGGUAACGGCGGUGCGUCACAAGCGGAACUAGUGUGGCUUCGAGCCAAGGUCGCGGAGUUGGAGCGGGGUUUGAAGGGUUUGGAAGACAGUGUGCGACAGAGGGAGGGCGAAGGCGGACGGAUUGUGCCAGGGGCGGCUCUGGACGGAACAAGAGACGGGAGGGAGAUUGCAGCUUCAAGCCGGAAUGAGAAUGAUUGUAAAGCGGGGCCAGAAGAGUCGUUGGGACAACGGGGUCUUGCUGAGGGGAACAUCAAGCACGCAGGUCAAACGAAAGGAAGUGCUGACAAUGUUGACGUAAACGUUCCGAUCCGGAAACCGUCCUUGUUUGAUAACGUCUGGCCGCAGUGGUUGCGAAGUACUGCAAAGAGAGACGAGGCUAAGAGCCAAUCUGAUACAACAGUGCCCUCGGUUUUGAAAAAAGAUGAAGGUCCACCAUGAAGUUGGCAGCCUGCGCUUUACCGGGCAUAUCUGGUGAGUGUCGUUGUGUAACGGCUAGCGGAUGGAGUGCGUCAACUGGGCUUCCGAUGUUCA
Messenger RNA from Klebsormidium nitens, 1693 nucleotides. The record is from the annotation of a GenBank genome assembly. Lineage: Eukaryota; Viridiplantae; Streptophyta; Klebsormidiophyceae; Klebsormidiales; Klebsormidiaceae.